ACGACCACUUUCUCGCAAGCAAAAGUGGAAAAUCAUUGUAGACUGCUGUUCAAGGCCAACUGCUGGUUUGUACCUGCGGCACGGAAGCCUGAAACAAGGGUGCAGCAUCCACCAAGUCGCUCCGUACAAUCUUGACACUGCGCGAAGGAACACUGCCCCGGAAAGGAGGAGUAUAUACUGUGGAACUGAGAUCUAGCGGAAUGGCCCAAUUCAAAUCACUUGCGGCAGCACCGAGCAUGGCGAGGGGGGCCCUGUCCAUCCUGCUCCUGGCAUCCCUCUUGGUGGCUGGCUCUGCCUCCAGGGACAUUACCGACAUUGCAGGCAUCAUAUCGGACAUCAAGGGGGCCACCAAGCUGCCUGACGCCCAGGACUUCGAGGUUGCCUACCAGCAAUACGCUGAGCUGCUGGCCCCUGUCAUGCUCCUCAGCAAUGGGCUCAACUUUGAGCGUGCGGACCAGGCCAUCGCUGACCUGUUCGUGUCCAUCGCCAACCAGCUGGCUGGACUGGGCGAGGUGCUCACCGGCAAGCAGAAGCCCCAGGUGUCAAUCAACCCGACUGUGCUCUUCAACAAUGGCGCUGCCAACAUCUCCACCAACCUGGCCGGUGCCGCCGCAGCGGCCGUCGGCAUCAACUACGCGCCCUGCCUGAUCAGCACAAGCGCACGUGGAUUCGACGCCACCGCCGCCGCCAUCAACUUCCAGCCGAACGUCAUCGAGAUCCUGGCCGAGGGGCUCGCCGUGUGGCCACAGGCCAUCAACAUCCAGCCCGCGCUGAUCUACGUCAACCCCUGGGGCCUCAACGUCAGUCCCACCGGAGUCAACAUCGCCCCGGCGCUGAUCGCAGUCGCACCCACGAUCACAGCCAUCGGCGACACAGCCGUGGCCGUAAACCCCGUGGGUCUGGCAGUGCCCCCACCCUAAAUGGGCAAACCCCUGAUAUCCCCUGCCUUCCAGAUGGCAGCUGCUGACUGGACGACACAGCAUGGCGGCUCCGCCUCAUCAGGCCGCGCCUGCCAUGCAGACUCAGCCGCCGCCAUGCGCGCAACAGAGAUUUUAUAAUAUUAUGAGAGGUUGCGCAGAAGAUGAGGGGUCUAUUACUGUUUGCAGAGCAGCACGCAUAGAUUUUAUGAGGAGCAUUGCCUCCGUUUCAUCGCCUGAACCUAGUUGUGAGAGAAGUGUGCACCAGGGCAAGAAGCUGCAGCCAGUGGUGGGGCAGAAUUGAGCACACCAAAAUUUUGAAAGCGCAGAUUGGACCACCGGGCAAGGCUUGAUGGCGACAGGGGCACACUCAUGCCCAGUGUGACCUCUGCAAGACAACCUUUUCAGUAAUGCAGUCAGAUUAUGGUGGGAUGAAAAUGGGAGUGAAGGCAAAUGAACAUUCAUGCAUGUAAGAAUUGCCAAAGAGUGAGGUUUGGGAGUUUUCGGUUUUAUGAACAACAUUUGAUGCCUUGGUAGGAAAGUUGUGACAGCGGGACAAUCAUUCAGCUUAAAACCACAGUGAUGAUCAGAUCUCCUCUAGGCAGGGUGGUGUGACUUUGCUGCAAGAUUGCAGCAAGGCAUCCGCUUAGGGCUGCAACCUAGUGAACAAUGGUAUUAUUUUAUGCUUAAGGUCAGGGGUUGAUACAUUGUCUGGCAAUUGGCAAUCCUGUGACCGAUGUGACCAGCCUCACUUGUUGGCCACAAGCGCACUGCGCUCCUCUGGCAGAAGGGGUCUGGAACAUAUAAGCAUAUGUUGUGCUCAUAUGCCUCUUGUCAGGCAUUGAUUGACCGCUUGGAACGUCUAUGCUGCUUGGUGAUGCCCCCAAACACAGUCCCAUAUGGAUGCAAUUGUAAUCCAGUCCUUUAAGUCUCACACCUGAGCUCUUCCAAGGAUCAAAGCGUAAAGAACCAAAAAACAUCAUACAAAGAGCUGCAUUUUUGGUUUUAUGUUACAACGUGCGUGCUUAUGAAAAGUAGGAACUAAAAGAAGCUUCCACCAAAUGUUUGAUCCACGCAAUAGAUCUACUACGAUCCAGAUGGUGCCUUUGAAGGUGACUCUGUCUCUCAAGCCAUCUGCGUAGUUCUGCAGCGAUUGAUCUGUCCGACAUUCUGAUGCGGACAAAAGAGCAGCUGCUGAUCACGCAUGUCAGAGGAACAUCUUCCCAAAGGUGACUGAAAGCACACAGAAUCUGGGGCAGAAGGAUUGGAAUCAACCCCAUUGCUCUGCAGUGUGUGAUCCCUUGAUUUGUCGAUUCGAUUGCUUUGUUACCACACUGACACCAGGGGCCAUC
Molecule: messenger RNA, 2269 nt
Organism: Coccomyxa subellipsoidea C-169
Lineage: Eukaryota; Viridiplantae; Chlorophyta; Trebouxiophyceae; Coccomyxaceae
Exons: 7
Coding region: 201-920 (239 amino acids)
Source: RefSeq, a predicted model, not a curated record